This is a messenger RNA of Triplophysa rosa, 1225 nucleotides long. RefSeq lists its product as uncharacterized. Bases 192 to 497 code for a protein of 101 amino acids. The transcript is spliced from 4 exons. The record is from RefSeq and is a predicted model, not a curated record. Lineage: Eukaryota; Metazoa; Chordata; Actinopteri; Cypriniformes; Nemacheilidae.
CCGUGCUCUUGUGACUCGGGUGGCUGCGCGUGAAAUUACAGUCGCGCUCUCAGUCGUGCGCUCUGAAGUAACAGCCUAGGAAAUCUUCAGUCUACUUCACUACAUAUCCACUGGAAAGCGCAACAGUCACGGGCUUUUUAAGAGAACCAACACUUCUGAAGGCUACAGGUUUAAGUGUGUCACUGGGCAGUAUGACGGAUGUGAUGAACAGCUGUGAUUCCACAGUGGGAGAUUUCAGUGUGACCGGUGCAUCUGAGGAACAAGACAUCUCUUUUCAGAUCUUCCCAGAUUCCCAUGAACGGUUUCCCAAACUUUCCAAACGUCUGCCGUCCAUCGUGGUGGAACCCACCGAGAGCGGGGAGGUGGAGAGCGGAGAACUGCGCUGGCCACCUGAUGAUCUGAGCCCUACGGAUGACCCAAGAGACAAACAGGCCCAGGCUGCAAGUGAUAAACCCACAGAAGACAGCAAAGAGGUCAGUAGGGGGGCGGAAAACUAAUGGACAACGGUUGGCGCGAUCCAGCCAAUCACUGUGAAUGUCUUCAUCGUGGACAGGAGUGAACGGGAGACUUCACCAGUUAGGUCUGCCUAUAAUCCACACUAGAGCCGCCCACCUGUUGACCUCCACUCCCCUAGGUGGAGCCGAGGCCCAAGAGACUGUCUUAACUAGCUCAUGUGCCAAACUCUAGUGGUAGUCAGCUGCUGUGAUUGAGUUGUAAAUGAUCUCCAACAACAUAAUAAUCCAUGAUACCCAUUAAAACGCAUCUACUGUAUGCCCGAUACAUUAGAUUGGCAUUCACUUGUGUAUUUAUUUGCUUUGAACCAAAGUCUGUCCUUUCUUCCUGUCAGAAGUGCAUAGCUUCAUUCCUAAUUUGAUGUAUUAUAUCUAUUCCAAGCGCACAUUGAGUGAAUUUCAAGUCAUGUAAAUAAACUGGAGUGCUGUGGAAAUGGCUGCUUCACCAAUGUAGAUUUCCAACACCGUGUACAGUAGAUUACAUCUUUCAGUUUGUCUUCUCAGACACUCAUACAUUCUGCUUUGUCAACAAGUAAUAGAGGCAGUUUAUAUAACAAGCUUUCCAAAUACUUGCGCAUACUUCAUUAGCAUAAAUUCUCUGUUUAGCACAGUGCUGGGUUCAGUUUAUGAGUGUUUGUCGGAACAGCUGUAAAUGUAGCUUUUUGCCUUGUAGUUACACUUCUCAAUUUCAAUUACAUUACUGUUUGUAUGUA